AUGGCCAUCCAAGGAAUCGUGACUGCCAAGAUCAAGCAUAAGCGUGCAUCUGCCCCCAAAAGUCGUAAUGGCUGCAUCACAUGCAACCUCGAUGAGGCCUCCUCUGCAUUGCGGCAGUUAGACGUAGCCUUUGACGAAAAGCCUUGGCACUACGAGGGAACCGAUGAUCCAGACACAGCCAUUCUUGUGGUAGAAGCGACUAAAAAGCUCCAAGACGCUCUUGAUCAAUGGACCGCUCGUCUCGAUUCUCUUUAUGAGCUCAGAAAAGAAGACAAUACAAUUGAAGGCGAACAACAAUACCGUAACCUCCGCCUGCGACAGAAAUACUGGCAAAUGUCGAUCGAUUCAUACUCCUCGGAUGAAGCGGCAGCAAGACCAGAGACAUUUGAGCCAUUUCUGGCGGCAGCCAAAGAAGCAGCAGCGCCUAUCAUAGCUCUCAAGCAACCGACAUUUUCGCUCGAUGGCGAUCUAAUCUCCGGUCUUGCUUUCGUCGCAUCGACUACAGAAGAUGAUGAAACGAAAGUGCAAGCUCUUGAUCUACUUUGGCGUUUGAAUCGUCGGGAAGGUCUUUUGGAUAGUCGCGAUAUUGUCGAGAUGCAUGAGCUUGCAAGGGCGCUUGAAACGUGCACGGAAGAGGUGGAGUUUGAUGAGACUUGGAAGCCUACGGCGGCGGCUGGGAUACCGACGAUUAUCGAGAGGUUGCGAAAGAGCCUGGGACAAUUAGAUAUUAACUAA
Messenger RNA from Fusarium tjaetaba, 735 nucleotides. RefSeq lists its product as uncharacterized. The transcript is spliced from 2 exons. The record is from RefSeq and is a predicted model, not a curated record. Lineage: Eukaryota; Fungi; Ascomycota; Sordariomycetes; Hypocreales; Nectriaceae. Bases 1 to 735 code for a protein of 244 amino acids.